GAGCAGUCGGAAUAUCCGCUCAAUGGCUGGUGGGCAGGAAAAAUGGUAUUUCACCAAAGAACAAUUACUGAGUUCUCCAAGCAGAAAAUGCGGUUUAGAUGCAGAUAAAGAAUUGGCAUAUCGGCAGCAGGCCGCGAAUUUAAUACAGGACAUGGGCCAGAGGCUUCAAGUCUCUCAACUAUGUAUCAACACGGCGAUCGUAUACAUGCAUCGCUUCUAUGCGUUCCAUUCCUUCACACAGUUCCACAGGAACGCAAUAGCUGCAGCCGCAUUGUUUCUCGCCGCAAAGGUGGAGGAGCAGCCAAGAAAAUUAGAAUAUGUUAUAAAAGUGGCACAUGUUUGCCUCCACCGAGGUGAAAGCCUCACUGCCCUGACGCCUGAACAAUAUCAAGAACAGGCGCAGGACCUGGUAUUCAACGAGAAUGUACUUCUACAGACCUUAGGUUUCGAUGUGGCCAUCGACCACCCGCACACGCACGUUGUACGGACGUGUCACCUUGUGAAAGCGCCUAAGGAUCUUGCCCAGACAUCUUACUUUAUGGCGUCAAACAGUCUGCAUUUGACGACAAUGUGCCUACAGUACAGACCAACGGUCGUCGCAUGUUUUUGUAUACAUUUAGCCUCAAAAUGGAGUAACUGGGCGAUACCACAGUCAAACGAGGGUCGUCAUUGGUUCUCCUACGUUGACCGGUCAGUGACCACGGACCUCUUGGAGAAACUGACCGCUGAGUUCCUACUUAUCUUCGAGAAAUGUCCUUCAAGACUUAAAAGGAAGAUGAUGAAUGUUAAAGCUGCAGACGGAAGUUCGCCUCACUCGUUGCCAAACGCGUCCGGCUCGGGCGUAGCGAACUCACCGUUUGACAAGAAGCAUCCGUCCAGCGCAGAUGAUAUUGACAAAUCCUUUGACAAAGAAUAUGAAAGAGAAAGAAGACGUCAACCGGUCCCCGGUGGCUACGUACCUGCAACGACAGCAGCGCCACCACAGCCACAACCACAGAGAAUAGACUAUAACCUGUACAGGGAGAAAAGGGAGAGGGAAGAACGGGAAAGGCGGGAGGAGAGAGAGAGAAGGCAACAAGCCUUGCAACAACAGCAACAACAGGCCAGGCCUGGAGCCCCACAGCCCAGGCCAAAUGCUCAACAACCCCCUCCCCACCACCGACCGUCCAGCCAACACCACCACAAACAACAUCAUCCCUGGCCUCCCCACAAACCCCACCAUCAGAAACCCCCCCACGACCACAGACACCAUCGGCCUCCUAUACCGGGGCCUUCUACUUCGACAGUGACUGCCACAGCCACAACGGCGUCCUCACACCCUCCCCCCUCACAACCAGAAGUGGUUCCUCAAAGAACGCGUCCCCCUUCAUUAUUCUCGCCUGAGAAUGCGACCACACCCACCGCGGCUGCCGCGGCCGCCCCGCGCCGGCCCCAGCCACAACCACAACCCCAGGCACCCCCCGCACAUCGACCCAAACCCGAAGUGCGGCCCACGCAACCCCCCGCACCCCCUGUUUCCCAACCCCCCAUACAAACACAAGAACAGAGGCCGCCCUCUCCACAUAGGAAGAGGCCAGACCCCACCACAGCCAUCAGAGAAAUGCAACCCCCCCCGGCCCCCGCGCCACCACCACCCGUAGUCAUAGAACCUCCCCCUCAACCCGCAGAAGAACUCCCGGAACACAGACAUAAGAAAGAGAAAAAGAAAAAGGACAAACACAAACACAAGGACCGUGACAAAUCUAAGGAGGAGAGAAAGAAACAUAAAAAGGAUAAGGAGAAGCGGAAAGAGAGUCCCCCGCCCCCGCCGGCGGAGACGCAGCAGGACGGAGCGCUGAGGAUAACUAUACCCAAGGAGAAGUUGUCGACGAGCCCGGGACUUAAGAUCAAGAUCCCGAAGGAGCGGCUGGCGGCGCCGCCCCCGCCGCCGGCGCAGUCGUCGAGCCUCAAGAUCAAGAUCUCGCGCGACGUGCUGGACGCGUCCCGCAAGCGCGGACCCCCGCCGGCCGCCGGGCCUCCGGCCGGGCCCCCGCACAAGAUGGCACGCCACAACGGAGCGCCGCACAAGGUCGUCGAGCCGGCGUUGGGCAACGGUCACGUGGGCAAGUGACGUCACAGUACAGAGCCAAGCCCACGGUAGCUUCGUGUGUCGACGUUUCUCAAGCAUCAACUAUCGGACCUCAAUAGUGUAGUGUAACUACGGUUAACGUUUUUAUUUUUCACUGUUUAACUUUUUUUUUCUACUCUUCUUGUUUCUAGACGCACGGUUUUGGCUCUGCUUGUGAUUCUUUUUUUUAAAUUCAAAUCACGGGCGCCUCGUCACACGUCACAGCUGUGUUUGAAGCCAGUAUGUAGUUUUGUUUAUCGGGAUAACGUUGUAAAUAAAACCUGCGCGGUUGUGUCGUAGUUUUGUAAUAGACUGAUUUUUUAGAGCCAAAACCGUGAUGUUCGUGGCGGGAUUUAGGUGCGGGGUUGCUAGCUACACUAAUAAAACGGCUUUUGACGCCGUUCCCACCAUAUUGGGAUUUAAUGGGCUUGAUAUUAAACGUGUAUGAGUGUCAGUUUAGCGGAUACAAUCACCUAAACAAUGUAAAAUAGAAUAAUCAUACCUUUUAAGUGAUGACAUUGACUUCUAAUUUACGCUGGAGAGGUAUAGUCCACUUUUCUAGUUCAAGUGCUAUUUAACACUUCACACGCCUAAUCUGACACUAAUAUACCUCCCUUUUCGACGUAAAAUCGGCAGCCAAUCGAAAAUUGCCGAACUAAAAAAAUCGGAAACAAAACUGACAAAAAAACGCAAUUUUCCGGUUGGCUGUCGAUACUGACUGUUGUUUGUAAAAUGGUGAGAUUUUUUUUGAAAUAAUUUAUAUGUAAGUGUAUAUUUUGUAGGUAAUUAGGGCCUGCCUAGACUCUUAUAGUAUUUUUUUUCCUAUUUCUGGCUGGCCCAUACUUAUCGUGCGAUGCGGGCUCAGUGACAUCGGCAAACUUCGUGGAACCCGAUCUUACCCGAAUCGAAAAUAUGACAUCUUUAAAUGCAGGUGUCACUAAGAUCCACAUUGUUGCAGUGUCGAUAAAUUUAUUAUACUAUAUAUAUCGAUACUCUACGAUAGAAUGCUUACUUUAUGUAUAUGACGAUUCUUAUGAAUAAUUCUGAUUAGGUGUUAAAAAAAUUAAUUAAAAAAGAAAAAUACAAAACAAAAACAUGAUGACGUAGCGACGUGUGAUUGGGAGAAUGAAUUGAGAAAUAAAUAAUAAUUUAAAAGCAAAAGCGAUGUAUAGGAUAUCAGAAAGUUUAGCUUAAGACUUUGUUAGGUAGACAAUUGUGAAAUUUUAAUUAAUUUAGUAUCAUUUUAGGGUUGUUGCACACCGGCGAUAAAGGCCGCGACUUUUUCGUGCGACUCGUCCUUCUAAUACUGUAAAUUCAACGAAUAGUCCGUAAGUUUGUGUUGUUUCGCAUUUAGUGUAAAAUUGAGCAAGUGUAAGAAUAUUUUGUACAAGUAAUUAUAAAAAUAAAUAUCAUAGUUAUAAUUGGUUCCCUUUUAAUUGUAAUUUUAAGAUGUUAUUAUAACGGAGCUUAAUGAUUAAUUAGGAAAGUAGUUGGGUUUUAUUUCAAAUUUUUUCGUCUUUAUUUUUAUCACUUGAAGCCUUUGAGCUUCAUACUUUGGGCUGAUAUUUAAGACCGAUAAACGAAUAAUAUUUAAAGUGUGUUUUUGUUAGAGAACGUAGCGUUUUAUAUAUACUGUAUUGCAAUUGUACUAACAUAUAACCAAAACUUACAAUCGCGCGACAAAUCGCCGAAAAAGUCGCCCGACACGUCAACAGCCCGAUUUUUUUAUUUUUUAGUAUCUAGCGAUUUGUUAUAGAGAAGUAAUUGUUAUUAUUUUCCCGUAAGGCUAGGUCGCUGUAAGUGUAAAUAGUAAAUAAAACGUAUUAUUUUGAUGUGUCUAGGUUGACUAGCCUUCGCACCUGGAACGUUGUACUACGGAAUAACGUACCGCCCGUUCGAACAAAGAGCGUGUUUAGAUUUUGUAGAAAAUUGGGGAUUUUAACGACUAUGAUAACCAUAUAGUAAUUAUAUGGGUCAGUUUUAUUUUACCACUAUUUUGGCUUCGGUAAAACGUGUUUACGCAUAUUUUCCCACUCAUAAAACGGGUAAUUUAGACAAUUAUAAUGUAAUCACGGGUCUAUUUAUGAUUUUAUAACCUUUAGUGGGUGGUAAAUUAUAAGUAUCACUGUUAUUUUUGUAAUGAAGUUCAAAUUCAGUACAUGCUUAUUAAAGUUGAGCGAUUAGUUGCUCAACAGUUGCACUACAAUCCCACAGUCUGAACACGCUCCAAUUUAGUCAAAUUGUAUUUAUGGAAACACAAUGAAGGAAAAGUAAUUUUUGUAUAAAUAUAUAUAAAACGGUUAAAAAAAAGAAUAACAAUAACAUUAUAGCAAAACAUCGGCCAAGUUUCUUAAUAUAAUUAUGCGAAAAAUUUUUAAAGAUAAAGAAAAAUGUGAUAUAAAUGUUUUCAUUCAGGUGUAUAAUGGUUGUAAACAUAUAUCUAUACGUAAGUUCAUUUUAUAAUGGUACCCUUUCAUUUAAAAUGUUUUUAGUCCAGUUUUUUAAUGAACUGUUACUGCGAAAAAUUUCAAACCACCCUAGACUUAUAAUCGGCUUGCGCGACAACCUGUGCCCUAUAAGGAACGUAUAUUUCAUCCGUCUUAUGAUGACAAUAGCUUCGUCAAUCAUAUACAAAAUAUAAUUAUAAAUUACCGUUGAAUAUACUGACGAACAAUGUAUUAAUUUUUGUUGGCUGACAAAAGCAUCAUCUUUCAUCCAACAGUUAAAAUCAAAAAUAAGUUUUGAUGUACUAAAGUGCCUUUUGUUCUGAUAUUAUUUUACUUCAAAUUGACAGUCAAACUUAAUUCACAAAUCGAUUCAAAGACUGGACUGAAAACAGAUUAAAAUCAAAACAUAAACGAAACGUUGUGGUAGCCGAAGCUUUCUACAAUAUAUACUUACAUUAAAUUCUGUAGUUCUUUGUAAAAUUAACUUUAUUAACAUAGGCUAUAAUGAUCAUAUUCAGUUAACAUGACACAGACCAAACAUUAGCAUAAAGUCCAUAGUUCGUAGUCUAAUUCAAUGUAGAUAGUGUUCAAAUUUCAUAUUAUAUCAAUGCUAGAUAUUAAAGAGGAAGGUAGGGCCAUAUUUUUCACAUACUGUAUGUAAUUGGGUAAUUUCCUUAGUCAAAACGAAUUGUUUCAAUGAUUAUUUCAAAAAAGAUGACACUUUCAUUCAUUGACCUUGACAAUAUACUUAAUAAUAGAUUUUUCAGUUAACAUUUUAAAGUAUAACAUCAACUCGCAAAAAAAAUUUUGAAUUUUUGACGUUUUCUCAUCCAUACAUAGAAAAAGAAAAAUAACUAUUCAAUUUGACUACAUGGAAACUACCCAAUACUUAUUUUUUUUAUAAAAACAUAAAGGUUAAUUUUACAAAAACUACAGUACAAGCUUACAAAAUAGUGUUUAUACGAAAUAAUAUAAUAUGCAAUACUCAACGGUUUGCCGUGACAAGAAGAGUUUGAAUUCAAACCGACCGGUUGUUGACUAGAGAAGGAUUUUGGGUGAACUCAUGGAAAUUAAAUGUACCAAAAUAAUAUACAAGCCUUUAAAUCUAGCUUGUAGUGUAAAAUCACUUAUUAAAUGAUCUCUAAAUAUGUUAAUAUACCUUCAAUGCAUGUGUGGCUUCCCGAUUUCUUUAAGUUGUAGAAUGAUAAGUUGCGCGACCAAGUUGAUACCAGGUCAAAUAAUGUAACUGUAUACAUUUUGUUGAUCGUGCGACCGAAAUGAUAAACGAUUUCAAUCCGAAAUAUGAUUAAAAAUGAUUUUGGACAUUAGUUACAUUAUGUCUAUCAAAAAUCUAGAUCGAUUAACGCUCAUAACUAAAGGACGUUAAGAAAAAGACGGACGUAAUGUCACUUGGAAAUGAUUGAAGCACCAAAAUGUCAGCGGCGUAUUUAUGUGUGCGUGUACUUGCAACAC
Spodoptera litura is the source of this 6027-nucleotide messenger RNA. The record is from RefSeq and is a predicted model, not a curated record. Lineage: Eukaryota; Metazoa; Arthropoda; Insecta; Lepidoptera; Noctuidae.